Paramuricea clavata is the source of this 363-nucleotide messenger RNA. The record is from the annotation of a GenBank genome assembly. NCBI's taxonomy places the organism in Eukaryota, Metazoa, Cnidaria, Anthozoa, Malacalcyonacea, Plexauridae.
AUGGCAUUAGGCCCAAGUUAUUGUGGAUCACGUAUGGAAAAGGUGGCUAAAGGAGUAUGUUCCGAACAUUCUAGAGCGACGGAAGUGAAUACGCAAAUUAGGAACGUGAAGAUAGGAUAUCUUGUCCUCGUGGUCGAUAAGGACACUGAGCGUGGAGCAUGGUUGUUGGGUCCUGCCACAAAGCCUAUCGUUGGAGAUUUAGGUGUAGUCCGAGCAGCCGAAGUUCAAACGAAGAAUGGAAUACUUGUCCGGCCGGUAGAAAACUUGCGCUUCUCGAAGAAGCCGUUGAUGUUUAAAGUCGUAUACGUCCUGGAAACCGAGAACGAAUACGGGGCCGGCAAUGUCCCGUCCGGACGCGUAUAA